GAGGGGUGUUUUGUCCUCUCCGGGCCUCCGUACAGAUGUUUUCAUCAGCUGAUUCCUCCCUUCACUCUUCUUUUUCUUGUCAUAUGAGAGCUAACGGGCUAAAGUAACAGUUACCAUGGAGGCGGGUCGGUCCGCACCGGGGCAGCGACGUGGUGUCACCGGACAACGAUAACAUCCGUCCACGGUGACUCCCCCCCUCCCCCCCCCCCCCCCCAUCUAUACCCGUCCAGCUUGCAUUCGCGGUCGCUCGGGUGUCUCAGGGGACUUUUGCCCUCUUUUAUCUCCGCCGCGGCUCGCGCUACCGGGUUUAGCCUGUUAGCUGACUGUUAGCUAGCCAGUUUCCCCCGGGCUAACUCACUCUCCACCUGGACGGGCAUGUGCGAUGGCAUCGGUUCGGGUGGCAGUCCGGGUCCGGCCCAUGAACAGAAGGGAGAAGGACUUGACUGCAAAAUGCAUCAUCAAGAUGGAGGGAACCAAAACCUCCAUCACCAACCUGAAGAUCCCCGAUGGCAUCGCGGCGGAUUCCACAAGAGACCGAACCAAAACCUUCACGUACGACUUCUCCUACGACUCGAAGGACUGUAAGAGCUCCACCUUCGUGUCGCAGGAGAAGGUCUUCAAAGACCUCGGCUCGGACGUGCUGCGGGCGGCGUUCGAGGGCUACAACGCCUGCGUCUUCGCCUACGGUCAGACGGGCUCGGGGAAGUCCUACACCAUGAUGGGGAAUCCGGGCGACGCAGGCCUGAUCCCCAGGUUUUGUGAAGGCUUGUUCAGUCGCAUCGCCGCGGCGACGCGAUGGGACGAAGCUUCCUUUCGUACGGAAGUCAGCUACCUGGAGAUCUACAACGAGAGGGUGAGAGACCUCCUCAGGAGGAAGUCCACUCAGACCUACAACCUCAGAGUCCGGGAGCACCCGAAAGACGGGCCCUACGUAGAAGAUCUGUCCAAACACCUGGUGCAGAACUACAGCGACGUGGAGGAGCUGAUGGAGGCCGGAAACAUCAACCGCACCACCGCCAGCACGGGCAUGAACGACGUCAGCAGCCGCUCGCACGCCAUCUUCACCAUCAACUUCACGCAGGCUAAGUUCGAUGCGGAGAUGCCCAGUGAGACGGUCAGUAAGGUCCACCUGGUCGACCUGGCCGGCAGCGAGCGGGCCGACGCCACCGGAGCGACGGGCGUCCGGCUGAAGGAAGGAGGGAACAUCAACAAGUCGCUGGUCACCCUCGGCAACGUCAUCUCCGCUCUCGCUGACAUGACGCAGGACGGCGUGAACACCAACCUGAAGAGGAAGUCGGUGUUUGUUCCCUACAGGGACUCGGUGCUCACCUGGCUGCUGAAGGACAGCCUGGGCGGCAACUCCAAGACCAUCAUGAUCGCCACCGUGUCCCCCGCCGACGUGAACUACGGCGAGACGCUCAGCACGCUGCGCUACGCCAACCGGGCCAAGAACAUCAUCAACAAGCCCACCAUCAACGAGGACUGCAACGUCCGCCUCAUCAGGGAGCUGCGGGCCGAGAUCGUGCGGCUGAAGCUGCUGGUUCAGGGGAACCAGAUCGCUCUCCUGGACUCGCCCACCGCUCUGAGCAUGGAGGAGAAGCUGCACCAGAACGAGGCCCGGGUGCUGGAGCUGACCAAAGAGUGGACCAACAAAUGGAACGAGACGCAGAACAUUCUCAAGGAGGAGACUCUGGCGCUGAGGAAGGAGGGGAUCGGCGUGGUGCUGGACUCCGAGCUGCCCCACCUCAUCGGCAUCGACGACGACCUCCUCAGCACCGGCAUCAUCCUGUACCACCUGAAGGAGGGACGGACGUACGUGGGCCGAGACGACGCGUCCACCGUGCAGGACAUCAUCCUCCACGGUCUGGACCUGGAGAGCGAGCACUGCGUGUUCGAGAACCAGAGCGGGAAGGUGACCCUGGUGCCGCUGGGCGGGGCCCAGUGUUCCGUUAACGGGGUCCAGGUGACGGAGUCGUCGCAGCUCAACCAAGGCGCUGUGAUCCUUCUCGGCAGAACCAACAUGUUCCGGUUCAACCAUCCGAAGGAGGCGGCCAAGCUGAGGGAGAAACGGAAGAGCGGCCUGCUCUCCACCUUCAGCCUCUCUAUGACGGAUCUGUCCAAGUCGUGUGAAAGCCUCUCCACCGUGAUGCUCUACAACCCCGGUCUCUUCGCUCAGAAGGGCCCCGUCUUCCUCAGGCUGGAGUUUGAGAGACAGCAGCGAGAAGAACUGGAAAAGCUGGAGCUGAAAAGGAGGCUGAUCACAGAGAUGGAGGCAAAGCACCAGAGCGAGAAGGCAGAGCUGGAGCGCCUCCAGCAGGAGGUGGAGAGUCAGCGCAAGGAGUCGGAGGAGGUGCAGCAGCGGAUCCUCCACCAGGAGGAGAGCCUCCGCCGCCGCAGCCAGGACAUCGAGAGCCGCCUGCGAGACUUCCUGGCCGAGAAGGAGCGCUUCGAGGAGGAGAGACGCUCGGAGAUCCACGCGCAGGUUUCAAAGGGGAAGCGCCGGCAGCAGGAGGCGCAGGAGGGGGAAGCCGAGGAGGAGGAGGAGGAGGAGCAGCAGCGGCGGCGGCGGCAGGAGGCCGCCGAGCAGGCCGAGAUCUAUCGUGAGCUGGAGCGACUGAAGAGGGAGCGCGAGGAGCAGAAGCUCCGCCUGGAGACGGAGCGCCGGCGCCUGGAGGAGCAGGAGCGCGAGCAGCUGAGCCUGGUGGGGCGCCUGGAGGAGCAGCUGAGGGAGAAACACGAGGCAGCCGCCUCCCUGCUGACCCGGGACGACGCCCGGCGCCUGGAGGAGGAACGUCGAGCCCUGGGCGAGAUCAGAGAGGCCCUCCUCCGCGCCAAAGAGGCCUCCGAGCGGCCCAACGGGGAGGACGCCGGCGAGGAGGCGAGAUCGGCCCAGGCCCGGUACACGGACUUCAAGGAGGCGCAGGUGAAGGAGCUGGGCCAGCUGGAGGAGGGGCUCCGGCAGCAGAGGGAGCGCCUGGAGAAAGAGGUCGCGGCCGAGCGCGGCGCGCUGCUGCUCCUCGCCCACGGCGUCCGGGGGCGGCAGCAGCAGCAGCCGAAGGAGGCGCAGGAGGGCGUCUGCCAGGAGGAGCCGCUGGUCAGGCAGGCGGAGCAGCGGCUCCAGUUCAAGGAGCGGCAGCUGGCCAGCGUGGCCGACGCCCUCCUCCCGGCGCUGGCCGAGGAGAAGCAGCGGGCGGCGGAGGCGCUGGAGCGCAGCGGCGGCGGCAGCAACGGGAACUGCGACAGCCCGCCGGGCCUCGACAACACGCUGUUCCAGGUGGAGAAGGAGCUGGAGGACAAGGAGGAGAAGCUGAACCUCCACUGGCACGGCGCCCAGCAGCUCCAGCAGCUCCAGGAGACCUACGAGUUCACGGCCAACGUGGCGCGGCAGGAGGAGAAGGUGCGGCGGAAGGAGAAGGAGAUCCUGGAGUCGAAGGAGAAGCAGCAGCGGGAGGCGAUGGAGCAGGCGGUGGCGCGGCUGGAGAGGAGGCACUCGGCGCUGAGGCGCAGCGCCUCCCUGGAGCCCGACGGCGAGGAGCCGACCAAGAACCCGAGGCCGGGCGCCGACCUGGACCAGCAGAGGGUCGAGCAGGAGAUCCAGGAGCUGAGGCAGCGGAUGGGCGGCGAGGAGGAGAAGACGGGUCACGGCGGCGGCGGCGGCCCCCCGGUGGGCCACGGCCUGAGCGCCGUGCUGCCGCUGUCCGACGACAGGAUCAGCGCCUACAUCGAGGAGGAGGUCCAGAGGCGGUUACGCGAGAUGAACCUGCUGAAUGGCGGCGGCGGCGGCAGCAGCGCCGACCUUUCUCUGUCCUGUGAAUCGCUCCGAGAGGAGGAGGAGGAGGAGGAGGAAGCAUUUGACUGUAGGAGAUUAAGCGCUGAGUCUGGUUGUUUUCAGGAUGAUGAAAAGCUUCAGAACAUGAAUCCAAGGAGGCUUAAAUAUGAGAAAGCCUGCGGGUUUCAGCCGGGCUCGACCCUCGAGGCGAAACCCCCGUUUGACCUCCCCAAAAACAUGUUGGAUGAACCAGAGUUCAACCUCUCAAAGACGCACAAAGAAGAAGAAUCCAUCACAGAAGAGGAGGUGCCGUCCAAAGACGGUGAAAAGAACUACUGGUGGCACGGCGGUGAACCGGAUCGCCGCGGCGAUGAGACGUCGCACUCGGAGAUCGAGGAACGAAGAGUGAACUCUGCCCGCCGCGUUCCCGAUGGAGAUGAAAAGCUGCCCUCAGAGGACACGGAACCGCGCCGCCGUCCCAACUCCGAGGAAUCGGGUGUUGGCCGAAAGAAACGAGACGAAGUGGCAGCAAGCGGCGCCUUUGGUCUGCGGUAUUUCACCGGAAGGCUGUCCGACGCGUACGAAGACGCCGGCAGAAGGCUGCAGAGCACGCGGGAGAUUCUCCAGAAGGUGUCGGUGCAGGAGAUCCUCCAGAAGGUGUCUGUGGGGGACGUGAAGGAGGUGCUCGCUCAGUGUGUGACCACGAUGUCCGCCGAGCUUCACCGACUGCGGCUUCAACCGGAGCCCGAGCGCCGCGUGGCGCCGCCCGCCCUCGGGCCCCCUCAGAGUCUGGGACCCCCUCAGAUUCUGGGCCCCCCUCAGAUUCUGGGCCCGGGGGUCUCGGCGUGGCCUCGGGGCUCCGUGUCCUCUCUGAAGGGGACGCGUCCCGAGGUGUUCCGGCAGCGGCUGGUCCAGCUGCCGCCGGCUCUGUCUCGGCUGCGCUCGCUGCCCCCCCGCGAGGCGCUGCGAGCGUCGGCGGCGCUCGGCCCCGGAGCGGACGUCGGCGAGCUCGUGGCCGUCUUCUGGCUCCAGACCGCCGGCGCCGAGCAGCCGCUCCCGAAUCCCGGCUGCCUGCUUUUGUCGGAAACGGACAUAGUGGUUCUGUCCAGCGGGACGAGGCCGGACGCCGGCGUGGUUCUGCGUCACCGCUGUCGCCUGCUGGACGUCGAGGAGGUGCAGGUCGGUCUGGCCGGGCAGCACGUUCGCCUGAUUGGCCGCUCCGGGGACGCCGCCCUGGUCGUGUUGACCCGCAGCAAAGAGCUGACUCAGGAGUUCUGCAGAGCGUUGCUGAAGCUCCGCUCCCCGGGGGGCGCGCCCCCCCGAGGGAGCGAGGACGGCCCGCUGCUCUCUGGCGACCUCAUGGUCCUGUCCCUGGAUUGGACGUCCAGCGUCCCCGACGUCGUCCUGGACGCCGGCCUUCGCCUCACCUCCGGAUUCAAGCGGGCCCUCGCCGACCUGCUCUACAUCGUCCACGGCAACAUGGACGGCGCCGGCAGGCCGUCGCUGGCGCACGUUUGUCCGCUGCUCUACACCAGCGUGAAGGUCCAGGGCGCCGGCGAGACGGAGCGCCGCCCGGACGCCAUCCUGCAGCUCCUCCUGACGGACACGCACGUGGCCCUCCUGCGGGAGGACGCCGUCUUCCACCCGGUCCCCGCGGGGCCCCAGUUCCGGGCCCUCGACCUCCGCCGGCGCGCCGACGUCGGGCGCCUGUUCGUGAGGACGAGCGACGACUGCGUCGCGGUCGACAUCGACUUCGCCCGAGCGCGGCGGGCGGAGUCCAUGCGGCGCUCGGCGGCCUCCAGCGCCGGAGGGCCGAGGGACCGCUGGAAGUUAACGUUCGGUUGCACCGCCGAGGCCGUGAUGCUGAUCAACCACCUGACCGCCUGAGAGGAGGAGGGAGAACACGGCGUUCCUUUCAGGGUCCGUUUCCCGCCACGUGGAGAAUGAAAAGUGGACCCAUCUGGAGGGACGAGAAGAUGCUCGGAUCAGAACGUCUCUCAGCAUUUAGGAAAGUUCUUCAAGGCCAUUAAUCUGUGGAUGAUUUUUUGCUAAAUGUAAUUCUGUCAAAUUUACAGGUUUACAGGAACAUUAUGAUGCUAGAAAUCAACUUUUUGACAGAAUUGUGAGAAAAUUAGAGGAUUUGUAAUAAUUUAAAGUGAAUGAAAUAUGUUUAAUGUGUCAUAAAAUGUACUGAAAACAUGUGAAUGUGUUAAAUAAAUAAAUAAUAAAGA
This is a messenger RNA of Pungitius pungitius (ninespine stickleback), 6000 nucleotides long. It is a transcript of the gene kif16ba, whose product is annotated as kinesin family member 16Ba. Gene Ontology annotation, biological process: microtubule-based movement. The transcript has 25 exons. Bases 383 to 5656 code for a protein of 1757 amino acids. Gene Ontology annotation, molecular function: microtubule motor activity; phosphatidylinositol binding; microtubule binding. The record is from RefSeq and is a predicted model, not a curated record. NCBI's taxonomy places the organism in Eukaryota, Metazoa, Chordata, Actinopteri, Perciformes, Gasterosteidae.